Molecule: messenger RNA, 570 nt
Organism: Carica papaya (papaya)
Lineage: Eukaryota; Viridiplantae; Streptophyta; Magnoliopsida; Brassicales; Caricaceae
Source: RefSeq, a predicted model, not a curated record
AUGGAUUCAGGGAGAGAAGAAAGCCCGGAUUAUUCGAGUGAGGGGAAUGAUAAUCUGAAGGAAGAGAUGGCGGGUAGUCCUGCAACAAGACGCUCCUAUGAGUGCACCUUUUGCAAGAGAGGCUUCACCAACGCGCAGGCCUUAGGCGGCCACAUGAACAUUCACCGUAAAGAUAGAGCCAAGGCGAAGCAAACCACUGCUAAUUCUUCUUCACUAAUUUCCACCAGACGCAGCACCGAUGAUCACACAAACCCUAGUUGUACUUCAUUUUCAACUGAAUACGCCACAAAAAACUACCCACCAGUUCUUGAGGGUCAAAGGAAUUACAACAUGUAUUUUCAGCCUCCUUUUUCUAGCCCUAACCAUCCACAUGUUGAAAAUACCGAUCGUAAGUUUUUGGGAGCACAAACGUCAAACGAUUCUAAUUCCAGCCUGAAUGAACAGCGUUGGGGCUCUAAUUUGAGUUUGCAGCUAGGUUCCAAUUAUCAGCCUUACAAUGAUCAAGUAGCGAGGGGAAUUAUGCAAGAAGAUGAUUUGGAUUUGGAGCUUCGACUCGGUCAUGAUCCUUGA